Ipomoea nil (Japanese morning glory) is the source of this 705-nucleotide messenger RNA. RefSeq lists its product as uncharacterized. NCBI's taxonomy places the organism in Eukaryota, Viridiplantae, Streptophyta, Magnoliopsida, Solanales, Convolvulaceae. The record is from RefSeq and is a predicted model, not a curated record. The coding region runs from base 1 to 705 and encodes 234 amino acids. The transcript has a single exon.
AUGGGUGUUUGCGCCGGUAUACGCGAGUCCGGCCCAUCAUCUGAGGCGCCGGCUUUGGAGAGAUUUGUCCUAGUCAAAACGGGGCCCGCAGGGCCCUGGAUGGUGGCUAGGGACUUUAAUUCCGUUAUCACGAGAGAUGAAACAAGCAAUUAUGUCUCCUUUUCUGCCCAAAGAAGCUCGGACUUUGUAAACUGGAUCAAUGAAGAGGGUUUUGUUGACAUGGGCUACUCGGGACCAAAAUUAACCUGGGUCAAACAUGAAUCCACAGAUGGGGCAAAGGGGGCCAGACUAGAUCGGGCGAUGUGUAAUCUUGAAUGGCGCGGCCGGUACCCAGAAGCUGUGGUGGAACACUUACCUUGUGUUGCCUCGGACCAUGCGCCUCUAUUAAUUCGACUCUAUGGGAGGCAGUGUUCUAAUAGAUUAAAUUUCUUUCAUUUUCAGGCUGCAUGGAUUACCCACCAGGACUUGCAACAGGUAGUCGGAAGAAUCUGGAGCCCCGAAGAAAACUUGGCAGAUAAUAUACGGCGGGUAGCGGACGGUCUCAGUAGUUGGAACAUGGAUGUGUUUGGAAAUGUGUACACGCGUAAAAGAAGCUUACUAUCCAGAAUUGGUGGUAUCCAAAAGAUCCUGGCACGUCGAUCACAUAGUGGCUUGCGUAGACUCGAGAGGAACCUGCAAACACAACUAGAAGAAACCCUUUACUAG